AUGUCUUACGUCGGGUACGACACCUACCAGCAGCCCCAGUUCGGCUACCCCAUGUCCCACUCCGUCUCGCACGCGGGGCCCAUCUACGGUGCGCACCCGAGCGAGUUUGGCUACGAGCCAGGAUACGCCGGGACCGCAUACACGGACCCUGGCUACGUCGCUGGCGGCGUUUACCCUUCAGCCACCGUCUACCCUCAGCGUGCCAUGAGCCAGUACGGACCUCGAGCCUACGACGACUUCGAUCUCCGCGACUCGUACCACUCCGGCUACGCGACCCCGCACGGCGGCUCGCGGCGGCGGCGCUCGAACUCGCUCACGCGCUCGAUGUCCCGCAUGAGCCGGCGGAACAGCACGUACGACCUCCGCGCGGCGGGCGGCGCGGGCGGGCUGAGCGGCGCGGUGAUCAAGUUCAAGCGCAAGGGCGGCUUCCGGAGCGGGAUCACGCUCGGCGAGGCCAUGUCCGACGCGCACCUGAGCAGCAACGACAACUACUCGCUCUACGACCUCAACGCGGACUCGCGCGGCCGCAUCAUCCUCAAGCUCCGGUGGUCGGGCUACAGCUCGAUGACGUACGAGCUCCCCGCGGACUGCUACGACGGCCGGGUGGAGCUCCAGACCCUGGCGCGGCGCAUCGCGCGCGCGUGCGUGCACUUCCUGCAGGCACGACUGCGGUGGAUGGGCGAAGCAGCCGCUGACGACGUCGCUGCGCUUGUCGCCUCCGCCUACUCCACCCUCAAAUUCCACCCUCCACCCGGCCAGUUCACCGUCCUCGCCGCCUUCGUCCUCCACGCGCGCGACGCGGACGACGGUCUCAAGGUAAUCUCGCUCGGAACGGGAUCCAAGUGCCUCCCGGGCGACAAGCUGCCUCGCACCGGCGACGCCCUGCACGACUGCCACGCAGAGGUCCUCGCCCGCCGCGGCGCCGUCCGCUGGCUGCUCGAAGAGGCCGCCCGCGCCGCCCCCGCAGAGCACGCCUCCCGAUGGCUCCACAGACCGGGCGGCGCCCCCGCCAAGUUCGCGCUGCGCGAGCGCGUCGAGCUCGUGCUCUACGUCUCCACCGUGCCGUGCGGCGACGCGUCCACGCGCGCCCUCGCCGCGGCGCAGGACCCCGCGAUGGCCGCGCUGAAGGACGCCGCGCCGCCCCCCGCGCCGCCCCCAGGAACCGCCGCGCGCGGGCGCGACGGCUACGCCGCCCUCGGCGUCCUCCGCACGAAGCCCGGCCGCGCGGACGCGCCGCCGACGCGCGCGAUGGCGUGCAGCGACAAGCUCGCGGCGUGGGGCGUGCUCGGCGUGCAGGGCGCGCUCGCCGCGCGCGCGCUCGUGCCGGUGUACGUUGCGCGCGUCGUCGUUGGGGAGGUCGCGUCCGGAGCGGAGAAGGAGGAGGAGGCGAUGGUGCGCGAGGACUGCGAGCGCGCGCUGUUCGGACGGCUGCGCGGGAAGCUGGGAGACCUCCCUCACCCGUACCGCCUGCGCGAGCCCGCGAUCGAGUUCACCGCCGUGCCGUUCGUCCACUCGCGCUCGGCGCUGUCGCCGACGCCCUCGAGCGGCUGCAACGACUCUCUCUGCUGGGUCGCGGACUCCCCGAGGCCGAGCGAGGUCCUCAUCAACGGCCUCCGGCGCGGCGUGCCGCCCAAGCACCGGCACAACCCCAAAUUCCGCCCGUCGCUGUCCAAGCUGGCGCUCUACCGACUCUUCAGGGACGUCGCUCUCGCUACGGGCACGCCGACCGUAGAGGCGGACUGGACGAGCUACGAAGGAUGCAAGCGUCGCGAUCCCGACUACGAACGCGCGAGGCAGGCACUCAAAGGACCCGGUGGACCGUUCGAGGGAUGGGUUCUCAGCGGGAAGGCGCACGAGCAGUUCGACAUCGACGGUGCACCUGCCGCUCCGCCUCCGUUGGAUCAAGAUGUCGCCUGA
Messenger RNA from Epithele typhae, 1917 nucleotides. RefSeq lists its product as uncharacterized. Gene Ontology annotation, biological process: adenosine to inosine editing; RNA processing. The transcript is spliced from 9 exons. Bases 1 to 1917 code for a protein of 638 amino acids. NCBI's taxonomy places the organism in Eukaryota, Fungi, Basidiomycota, Agaricomycetes, Polyporales, Epitheliaceae. Gene Ontology annotation, cellular component: nucleolus; cytoplasm. Gene Ontology annotation, molecular function: double-stranded RNA binding; double-stranded RNA adenosine deaminase activity; tRNA-specific adenosine deaminase activity. The record is from RefSeq and is a predicted model, not a curated record.